Phoenix dactylifera (date palm) is the source of this 1523-nucleotide messenger RNA. NCBI's taxonomy places the organism in Eukaryota, Viridiplantae, Streptophyta, Magnoliopsida, Arecales, Arecaceae. The record is from RefSeq and is a predicted model, not a curated record.
CAUAGAAAAAUAAAGGGGAGGAAAAUAGAAGUCAUACUGCCGGGACGGAAGUGAGCCACAUUUCCUCUCUCUCUCUCUCUUCCUCGCUUCUCUUCCGAUCCAAACCCUACCCCUUGAAUUCUCCUCCCGCCAUGGCGACUUCCGCUGCUCUCUUCCUCUCUCCCGCCCCUGCGUGCUUCUCUCGUGCGUCCCAUCUCUCUCGUUCUCGUCUCCUCUCUCUUCGGGUCGCGAAGCAGAUUCGAAUCCGGUGCGUCUCUUCUUCACUCGAUUCUUCCAACGCUUCCGCCGUUGUAGAAAAGAGCUCUUCUUCGUUGAAGGCUGAUAAAUGGCAAUGGAAGUUUGAUGGCAAUUCUGUCAAUGUCUACUAUGAGGAACAUGAGGGGGGGAGUGCUGCCAGUGCCAAGAAUAUUCUAAUGAUACCCACGAUCUCGGAUGUUAGCACUGUUGAGGAAUGGAGAGCAGUUGCUAAGGAUAUUGUUGCACGGGUAGAAGUCCAAUGCCAUGCUACCAUAGUUGAUUGGCCUGGUUUGGGCUAUUCAGACAGGCCCUCGCUUAAUUAUAAUGCUGACAUCAUGGAGGAUUUCUUGGUUCAAUUUAUGAAUGCCCCAGAUAGCCCGUUGACAAAUUCAGAUUCCAUACUACCUCCCAUGAACUGCCUAUCAUCAAUGUAUCAUUGGUAUAUGCUGAAUUCAUGCGAUAUCUCUGACAUGGACAGGACAUGCCUGGGAGAGAAAGAAGAGGACCUUGGGGAGUCUGCUGAUCCCCAUGCCGAGUUGGUAAUUUUUGGUGGAGGACAUGCAGCAACUAUAGCACUUCGUGCAGCUGGGAAGGGUCUAAUCAAGGCAUCAGCUAUUGCAGCCGUUGCACCUACUUGGGCUGGUCCCCUACCUAUUGUCUUUGGUCGAACUGCUCCCAUGGAAUCGAGGUAUGGGUUCUUGAGGGGAACCCUAAGAGCGCCAGCAGUUGGUUGGAUGAUGUAUAAUGUGCUCGUAAGCAACGAAAAGGCCAUCGAAUCGCAAUAUAAGUCCCAUGUAUAUGCAGAUACUGACAAUGUGACCCCCAGCAUCGUUCAGAGCAGAUAUGCACUGACAAAACAGAAAGGUGCUCGAUAUGUGCCCGCGGCUUUCCUGACUGGGCUUCUUGACCCUGUUACAUCUCGGGAGGAGUUCCUCAAGCUUUUUGGUGAGCUGGAUGGGAAGAUGCCAAUUCUAGUUGUAUCAACUGCAAACGCUCCCAAGAGGUCCAAGGCUGAGAUGGAUGCUCUCAGAGGGGCCAAAGGUGUUACCAAGUUUGUGGAGGUACCAGGCGCCCUCCUCCCACAGGAGGAGUAUCCUUUCACCGUUGCAGAAGAGCUGUACAAGUUUUUGCAGGAGAGUUUUGCAUAAAAAGCCGAAUGAAGAUGCCGAUUUUGAACUAUAAAUAACAAUCCAAUUUGUAUUUGAAAUUUUAUAUUUCUUACUUGAAUAAAUUCAUAAAUUACAAGUUAAGCUCAGAAUUGGAAGAUCUCGAAGUUUUGAAUUUUA